GGGGCUGGUCAAGGGAAGUGCGACGUGUCUGUGGAGCCUUUUUAUACCUCCUUCUCGGGAGUCCGGCAGUAGCCACUGCCGCCGCCACCGAGCGUCCUAGCGCUUCCGCUCCCAGGAGCUGGGCUCCGAGUUCCAGCGCGCCGGGCAUCGCCGCAGCCAGCCAGCAUGUCGUCCGGGGUCAAGAAACAGAAGACGUGUCUUCAUAAAGUCAUCCUCACGCCCCACCCCACACCCCCUUGCCCUGCCAGGAUUCUGUAUUCCAUCUCAGCCACUCCCCUAGCCAAUGAACCUACUCACCACUAAUUUCAAGGAGACCCAGCAGAAAUCCACCAAUGUUGUGUAUCAGGCGCAUCAUGUGAGCAGGAAUAAGAGAGGGCAGGUGGUUGGAACAAGGGGUGGAUUCCGAGGAUGUACCGUGUGGCUGACAGGUCUCUCUGGUGCUGGAAAAACAACGAUCAGUUUUGCUCUGGAGGAGAAUCUCGUCUCCCACGCCAUCCCUUGCUACUCCCUCGAUGGGGACAACGUCCGUCAUGGCCUCAACAAAAACCUUGGAUUCUCUCCUUGGGACAGAGAAGAAAACAUCCGCCGGAUUGCUGAGGUGGCCAGGCUGUUUGCCGACGCUGGUCUGGUCUGCAUUACCAGCUUCAUUUCUCCUUUUGCGAAGGAUCGUGAGAAUGCCCGCAAAAUCCAUGAAUCUGCAGGACUGCCAUUCUUUGAGAUAUUUGUAGAUGCGCCUCUAAACAUUUGUGAAAGCAGAGAUGUAAAAGGUCUCUACAAACGGGCCCGAGCUGGGGAGAUCAAAGGGUUUACGGGUAUUGAUUCCGAUUAUGAGAAACCUGAAACUCCUGAGCUUGUGCUUAAAACCAAUUUGUCCUCGGUGAGCGACUGUGUGCAGCAGGUGGUGGAACUUCUACAGGAGCAGAACAUUGUACCCCACACUAUAAUCAAAGGCAUCCACGAACUCUUUGUGCCAGAAAACAAACUCGACCAAGUCCGAGCUGAGGCCGAAGUGCUCCCUUCGCUAUCAAUUACCAAGCUGGAUCUUCAGUGGGUCCAAGUUUUGAGUGAAGGCUGGGCCACUCCCCUCAAAGGUUUUAUGCGGGAAAAGGAGUACUUGCAGGUUAUACACUUUGGCACCCUGCUAGACGGCAUGUUCCCUCCUGACGGAGUGAUCAACAUGAGCAUCCCCGUCGUGCUGCCCGUCUCUGCGGACGAUAAGACGCGGCUGGAAGGGUGCAGCGAGUUUGUCCUGACACACGGAGGACGGAAGGUGGCUAUCUUACAAGACCCUGAAUUCUACGAACACAGAAAAGAGGAGCGUUGUUCGCAUGUGUGGGGCACAACCUGUGCAAAACACCCCUACAUCAAAACCCUGGUAUCAACCAUUCUAUUUUCUAUGAAGUUGACUACUUUAGAUACCCAUAUGGUGAUGGAAAGUGGGGAUUGGCUGGUUGGUGGUGACCUUCAGGUGCUGGAGAGAAUACGGUGGAAUGAUGGGUUGGACCAAUACCGCCUGACACCUCUGGAGCUCAAACAGAAAUGUAAAGAAAUGAAUGCUGAUGCAGUGUUUGCAUUCCAGUUGCGCAAUCCUGUCCACAACGGCCACGCUCUGCUGAUGCAGGACACCCGCCGCCGGCUCCUGGAGAGAGGCUACCAGCACCCGGUCCUCCUGCUGCACCCCCUGGGCGGCUGGACCAAGGAUGACGACGUGCCCCUGGACUGGCGGAUGAAGCAGCACGCGGCCGUGCUCGAGGAGGAGGUUCUGGACCCCAGGUCCACCGUCGUGGCCAUCUUCCCAUCGCCCAUGUUGUAUGCGGGCCCCACAGAGGUCCAAUGGCACUGCAGGUCCCGGAUGGUUGCAGGGGCCAAUUUCUACAUUGUGGGCCGGGACCCUGCAGGAAUGCCCCACCCUGAGACCAAGAAAGACCUGUAUGAACCUACUCAUGGGGCCAAGGUCUUGACCAUGGCCCCUGGCCUCACCUCUGUGGAAAUCAUUCCAUUCCGAGUGGCUGCCUACAACAAAGCCAAAAAAGCCAUGGACUUCUAUGACCCAGCAAGGCACAAUGAGUUUGACUUCAUCUCAGGAACUCGUAUGAGGAAGCUGGCCCGCGAAGGAGAGAAUCCCCCAGAUGGCUUCAUGGCCCCCAAAGCAUGGAAAGUCCUGACAGAUUAUUACAGGUCCCUGGAGAAGAACAACUAAAUGCCCUUCAGCACCAGAGUUUCUUUCUGAAGUGCUCUGUGAUUUCUUUUUCUAUUUUUGUGAUUAGAUGCUUUGUAUCCAAUUGCUUCUCAAUGAUUGACUUUAAAGUUAAUGUUUUAUAAUGAGGUAAAAAUGUUCUCUAUAAUUUAAAGUCAACAUAUAUAUACACACACACACACACACGUGUGUGUGUGUGUGUGUGUGUGUGUGUGUAUAAAGUAAAACUGAAGACCAAACCUUAGCAGGUAAAAGCAAUAUUAUCAUUUCAGAAUGAAAUUUUAGUUGUAUUUUCUACUGCAUCUGAGCAGUAGGUCCCAGAUUUCGUAAAGCUUUGACCAUGUGUCUAGUUUACUUGCCAAAAAGUAAAGCAUGUCUCCCAGCUUAAGUCUUGCCAACCUGCAUUCUCCCAUGUCAUAUACCAGUAGUAAAAGAAAUCAGAUGGGCAGCUCCUUCUAUACAGUUGACAAAAAAAGAAAAAGAAAAGAAAAUCUCACCCCAAAUGAGGAGUGGCUCAUGUCAAGAUUCUUGCCAGUAUUUCCCUCGUGCCCGUAUCCAGCCUUACUGCCCAGUAUCUUAGGUGCUGAAGUAUGACCUGACUGGAGAAACCAAAUGUGUGAAAAUGUGAAGUUAAUCUCAGAGAUCUAUGCAACCUAGUUCUGCCACGGAAGUUAUAUUAUCUAAGAAGAAGAGAAGUCUUAAUAUUUUUCUGUGAAUAACAUAACUCCAGUUAAACGGUGUCUUUUAAUUAAAUAGCAUACAGGGCUUUGAUGAAAAGAUUUGCACCCACGCCUCAAACAAUCUGGCAAUGUUGUGGAGAGUUAAUUUUUCUCCUCUUUGCUGUGGUCAUUGUGUCUAUGGAGAGGCUGCGCCUAUUACCUGCAGCGGCAUCAGCUGUGACCGAAAACAGUUCAGACCAUCAGACUAGCGAGCUGCUGGAACCGGACAAAAACGCAGGAAGCUCCAACCUUUUCAUCUUACAGGUGACCAAACUAAGACGAUGCACAAGCACAGGCUUCAUGAGCUAUGAGCACUGUAACAAAAGUGCCAAAUUGGCAUUUUGGAAGUGCUGGUGGCACUGAACGAGCACCCAGGCCCCUUGACUCCCAGGCUGGUGCUUUGUCUACUCUGUACAACACAGGAGCUGGACCUGGUUUCCCUCAACUGCCUAACAAAACUCCUUGAACAGAGGGCACUUACCAGUCUUCUUGGAUGCUGUAAGGUCUGGAGUUUUCUAAACCCAGCUGAUUUUAUUGCAGUUGAAAAAAAUACUUUCCCAAAGACUCAUGCUGUUCUGAAACAUGCAACCUCUGAUGGCUUUACUUUCUGGGAGGCAGUCUUGCACCUUCUGCAUAAUUCCUCGUUACUAAGGAAUGUAUGAAGAAAUAGUACCUUUUGUACAUAGGUCUCUCUGGAAGAGACUUAAGACUGGAAGAGAAAACUGUGAUUUUUUUCAUACUCAGCUUUGUUUUUUUAAAUGCUAAACCAAGCUAAUGAAAGUUCUUUUGAGAAUAAAUCACAGUGGCCACAGCAAAAAGUAUGACUAUCUUUAAUAGCACAGUGCCUAUAUUCAUUUAAUCAGAGGUCCUUACUGCCUUUUUAAAAAACAGCAUAUUUAUUGAAAACAUGAGACAAGAUGUAGGUGCCUUAACCAAUGUAUUUUGUGAUUUUUUAAUAUAUUUAAAACUGCUCUUCUGCUUGAGUACCACUUAGUGCAAAUGAUUAUUUCUAUGUACAACUGAUGCUUGUUCUUAUUUUAAUAAAUUUCUCAAAAUGAA
This is a messenger RNA of Balaenoptera musculus (blue whale), 3975 nucleotides long. It is a transcript of the gene PAPSS2, whose product is annotated as 3'-phosphoadenosine 5'-phosphosulfate synthase 2. Gene Ontology annotation, molecular function: ATP binding; adenylylsulfate kinase activity; sulfate adenylyltransferase (ATP) activity. Bases 284 to 2200 code for a protein of 638 amino acids. NCBI's taxonomy places the organism in Eukaryota, Metazoa, Chordata, Mammalia, Artiodactyla, Balaenopteridae. Gene Ontology annotation, biological process: sulfate assimilation; 3'-phosphoadenosine 5'-phosphosulfate biosynthetic process. The record is from RefSeq and is a predicted model, not a curated record. The transcript is spliced from 15 exons.